AGUACACUGCUCUGCCGACCAUGGAGUUCGACUGUGAGGGCGUGAGGCGGCUGCUGGGCAAGUACAAAUUCAGGGAUCUGACUGUGGAAGAGCUGAAGAAUGUGAACGAAUUUUUCCCACACUUCAGAUAUUCCAUGGACACCUAUGUUUUCAAAGAUACUUCCCAAAAAGACCUGCUAAAUUUCACUGGGACUAUUCCUGUGAUGUACCAGGGUAAUACAUACAACAUACCCAUUCGCUUCUGGAUUUUGGAUUCCCAUCCUUUUGCUCCACCCAUUUGUUUCUUGAAGCCAACUGCAAACAUGGAAAUCUCAGUGGGAAAACACGUGGAUGCCAAAGGCAGAAUAUACUUGCCCUAUCUUCAAAACUGGAGCCAUCCUAAAUCUGUGAUUGUUGGACUAAUUAAAGAAAUGAUCGCCAAGUUUCAAGAGGAACUUCCUCUGUAUUCUGUGUCAUCGUCCAGCGAAGCGCAGCAGGUGGACUUGCUGGCCUAUAUUGCAAAAAUCACUGAAGGUGUCUCAGACAUAAAUUCAAGGGGCUGGACAAAUCAUGAUAAUAAAAUACCCAAUAAAAUUACUGUGGUUGGAAGUGGAGAUUUGGGUAUUGCCUGUACAUUGGCAAUUUCAGCAAAGGGCAUUGCAGACAAGCUGCUCCUUUUAGACCUCUCAGAUGGGACUAACCAAGGGACCAUGGACCUUGACAUCUUCAACCUCCCUAACGUAGAGAUCAGCAAAGAUUUGUCUGCCUCUGCUCAUUCCAAGGUGGUGAUCUUCACAGCCAACUCUCUGGGUGGUUCUGAAUCCUACCUCCAUGCAGUACAGAGCAAUGUGGACAUGUUCAGAGCUCUUGUUCCAGCUCUGGGACAUUACAGUCAACAUGCUGUCUUUCUUGUUGCCUCUCAGCCAGUGGAAAUCAUGAGCUAUGUGACAUGGAAACUGAGCACAUUUCCUGCAAAUAGAGUGAUUGGGACUGGAUGCAAUCUGGAUUCUCGGAGAUUACAAUACAUUAUUAUGAAUGUUUUGAAGGCGCAGACUUCAGGCAAAGAAGUGUGGGUUGUUGGUGAACAGGGAGAAAACAAAGUAUGCUCAUGGAGCAGCCGAGAUGGAGUAACGAGUCAUAGCUCUCAGGCCCAGCUGUCCAGCAGAGCUGUGGAACUGUUGAGGGUAAAAGGUCAGAGAUCUUGGUCUGUUGGACUGUCGGUGGCUGACCUGGUAGACACCAUUAUAAACAACAAAAAGAAAGUGCAUUCUGUAUCAACUUUAGCAAAGGGAUAUUAUGGUCUAGAUAAUGAAGUAUUUUUAAGUUUGCCUUGCAUCCUGGGAACCGGUGGAGUAUCUGAAGUCAUUAAAGCCACAGCAGAAGACACGAUGAUGGAGACACUCCAAACCAGUGCAUCCUCAAUCCACAGUCUCCAGCAGCAGCUGAAACUCUAAUUCUCAAGCGCGCUCACCCGAAGGGCGGAGCUCAUUUACUUUCGCCAACACACAUUGUUUUGAGAACUUCCACAACUUACUAUUUAUCCUUAAAAACAGCCUUUGUGGUAGAUGGUUUCUUAGUUAGCUUCCUAAUUUAAUCCUUGAGAAGAGGAUGGGAAAGUAUUUGAUUUUUUUUGACAUACCUAUACUGCUGUUUAAAUGUACAGCAGGGAUAAACAUUCAUUUGCAUUGUAUGUCAUUUUAAAUUGAAUGUCCUAAACUUAAGGCACAUCUAGCACUUUGGAGAUGUUCUAAGAGAAAUGCAAUCCUUAAAGAUUCCUGUUGGACAUUUAUUCUAAGCAUGGUAAGCUUAGGCAGGAUGGGCACAAAAUCUGUGGUAGGUGUUCGUUCCGAGAUGCUUGGCUUACAGAUUAAUGCUGCUUUUGCGAGACCCAGUUGAUGAUAAUGGCCAGUUCAUCAGAUAACAAACACCAGAAAGGACUUUAGUGUGCAUUUUAAAUUGAUCUAAUGGAAUGUUUAAUACAGGAAAAAUAAUGUGAUUUAAUUUCUAGUAAGAUUUCCUGUUUAAUACAUGAAAAAUAAUAUGUGAUUUAAUUUCCAGUGAGAUUUCCUUUCUGAAAAUUUCUAGAACCCCUUCCUGGGCUAGAAGAUCUCCAACAUAUCUUAAAAGUGUAUCAGUAGAAAAAGAGAGAUGUGUUUUUCUGUGGCCAUAAGUAAUGAAUAACAUCCAAGCAGUAUAUUUUGAGACCAAAUCGUGAGGCUUUCCUAAGAGCCAUGGUCUUAGGGAGAGAGGCCAGCCGGCUGGAGUGCUGCUUCAGAGAAAGUCAUUCACCCCUGGAGAAACAGUUCCAACUGUGCCCGGGAGAUCGGUCAGCAGCAGCACUUCCACGUGGGAGACUGCACGGUGACUGUUGUGACAUGCAGAAGACAGCGAUGGCUAACACAACUCUUACACGGGAGCUCCUUAUCUGUAGAAUCCUCACGUUAAGUGGCUGAGGUAGGGGCUGUUUAUUUUCAUUACAGAGGAGGAAGCUGAACGUUAGUGUCUAAGAACACAUGGGUUCCAUGGAGCAUUACUGACCUGUGCAACCUUUACUUUUUAUAGGUAGCAGCAGGGGCUCUAGGGAGGCCUAGAGGCUUAAAAGCCAAGUUGUCACAGACACUAAAGUUGAGGUUUGGGGUACUAUGAAAGAAUUCCUUUCAUUUUCACAUAGGACCUUUUCUUUCUUUCUUUCUUUCUUUCUUUCUUUCUUUCUUUCUUUCUUUCUUUCUUUUUUAUUUUAUUCUUUUCUUUUGAGACAGGGUCUUUAUGUAGUCCUGGCUGUCUUGGGGCUCACUAUUGUAGACCAGGUUAGCCUCGAAUUCACAGAGGUCCUCCUGCCUCUCCCUCUGUCUCCCAGUGGGAUUAAGGUAUGGGCCACCACGCCUGCCUAUAUUUUUAAAAAUAUUUCUUACAAAGACUGAUUAGCUUGACCCCCAGAAAUUCAGCAAAGCAGAGGUAGUAUGGGCUGGAGACAGUGUUCACUUAGUCCUUCAGCUGGUGUUUAUGAGAAAGUUCUCACAGAUGAAGCACUGCUGGUGAACACCAACAGAUUAGAGCAAGCCCUGCUGGUGCGUAAGGAUUAGCACGGAACACAGUGACCAAAUGUCAUAUAAGUGCAAGUGUGCUAAGUCCUGUGAAGUUCGGAGUCAGAGGGGGGGAAAGCCCGUGACAAGGACUCCAGUGUAGCCAGAGAGGAGCGUAGUGGUUUGUGAGGUACAAAGGAAAUAAUCUCAUUCUCAGUGUGACACUCGGUGAUGGUAACAGCCGCAGAACCUCUGCUGGAGAAGCUAGAAAAUGAUGUCUGAGAAAGAAUCCCACCAGAUUUAACUGCAUAAAACCUUGGACAUUCAGGCUAGGGAUGUAGCCCAGUGGCGAGAUGAUUUCCUGAUGUGUACAGAGCACUGAGUUUGGUCUCAGAACCACAAAAACUUGGGGUACUUGAGAUAAGCAUUUGUAGACAGUUUUUUUGUUGUUUUUACUCGUCUUUCGUAUGAAACAGGAAAGUUGAAACAACAUUUCUUAUGUGUUUUAAACUAGUAUUUUAUAAUAGGUGAUGACUAAUUAGGGAUUCAGUAAUUCCUAAGAUAGAACCUUUUUUCUCUUCAUUUGUUUUUGAGACUAAUCUUACACCAUCAUCUUGCCUAAGCCUUGUGAGUGCUGGCCUCUCGGCUAUGAUCUUGCCUAAGCCUCGAGAGUGCUGGCUUUCAUGCCCAGCAAUAGUUUUUGUUUGUCCGGUUUGUGGGGAUCUAGUCCAAGAUCUGAUACAAGCUGGGCAAGACCUCCACCACUGCGGUUCAUCCCCAACCUGGUUUCUGGGGUCUAAUUCUAACACUCUUCAACAGUGAGCCAACUGCAGAAUGUUAGAACAAUGAGCUGCCAAGAACUGUGUCAGAUACAGAAAGAAAUGUCAAUACAACAGACAUUUAUUGAACACUCAGUGUUCUCCCAACUAUUUUGUGCAAGUUUGACCUCACCCUCAAAAGGUCCUGGUAGAGAAGUCAUUUUCUGUAUCACGCACUUCCUUGAGUUAGGCAGCAGUUGUAAGUUCCGUGUAAGUCAGGCGGUGUCAAUUGCCAGCACCUCAUUUUGAUUUGCUGAUUUAACAGUCACAGGGCUUCUGUGUGGUAACUUUCAUUUUCUCUGAAUCUUUUAAUGUUUGGGUGAUGCUGACUUGAUUCACCUAUAUAUUGUGUCAGUCUCUAAACCAAUGGAAAAUAUACAGCGUUUGCAUAUUUCUCAUUGGAGGCACAAGGACAGAAUCCAAAUUAGUGUCCAUUCCCUAAGGAAAUACCUACCAUAUGGUAAGUUCAGUCCUACAUCAAGUUAUAAAUCUGGACUGUUCUGAAAUGCAGGCUUUUGUGAAAAAGUAAGAGAUUUAUUUCCUCAUUUAAAAAAAAGCACUAUGUUACGUAAAAUGUUGCUUUUUCUUGCUAUGUGACAAGGUGAGGGAAACUUUCAUUGCUCCAAAAUCAUGCGGUACCUCAUGAUUUUAUUGGGGCCUAGAUUAAAAUGCUUUUUAAUACUGUAAGGUAUAUUUUUCAUUAUCGGUUUACAUGGUCUUCCUUAAAUAUCAAAAAUAAUAAAAUAAACUUUGAUUUUUAAA
Psammomys obesus (fat sand rat) is the source of this 4582-nucleotide messenger RNA. RefSeq names its product UEV and lactate/malate dehyrogenase domains (gene Uevld). Gene Ontology annotation, cellular component: ESCRT I complex. Gene Ontology annotation, molecular function: ubiquitin binding; oxidoreductase activity, acting on the CH-OH group of donors, NAD or NADP as acceptor. Gene Ontology annotation, biological process: endosome to lysosome transport; protein modification process; protein transport. Lineage: Eukaryota; Metazoa; Chordata; Mammalia; Rodentia; Muridae. The transcript has 12 exons. The record is from RefSeq and is a predicted model, not a curated record. The coding region runs from base 21 to 1433 and encodes 470 amino acids.